Molecule: messenger RNA, 1265 nt
Organism: Pseudonaja textilis
Lineage: Eukaryota; Metazoa; Chordata; Lepidosauria; Squamata; Elapidae
Source: RefSeq, a predicted model, not a curated record
UACUUGUAGAAUGAAAGCAAAACUGUGCAGAUGAUGUUCAAGAAAGCGAAAUACAACACGACCUACAUAUCAGACUAUCAGACUUCUCUUCUUGAGAUUCCGUAUGUUGGUAAUGAGUUGAGCAUGAUCAUUCUGCUCCCUGAAAAGAUUGCAGAUAACUCUACUGGAUUGGAGAAGCUGGAGAGAGAAAUUACAUAUGAGAAACUCAUGGAAUGGAUCGAUCCAGAGAUAAUGGACCAAGGAGAAAUUGAACUCUCCUUUCCCAAAUUUAAAUUGGAAGAAAAAUAUGACCUGAAGCCUGUUCUGAGAAGCAUGGGAAUGACGGACGCAUUUGAUGAGGGCAAGGCAGACUUCUCUGGAAUGUCAACUAACAAAGAUUUAGUCCUAUCUGAAGUUGUUCACAAAACAUUCAUAGAAGUCAGUGAGGAAGGCACUGAGGCAGCUGCUGCCACUGCUGCAGUAAUGAUGUUGCGGUGUGCAAUGUUUGUGCCAGAAUUCAAGAUUGACCAUCCUUUCCUUUUUUUCAUUAUCCAGCGAUCUACAAAGAGCAUCCUAUUCUUUGGUCGGUGUUGUUCUCCGUAAUGGAUACAUUCUGCCUGUAUUGAUUAAAUGCCUUGAUGCUUCCUCAGAUGUUUAUUAGCCACUUUUCUAAGAAAUUUCAUCACCACGCAUUUGAUUUUCUCUGCAUUUGGCAUAUGGUUCUAGUCAUAUUUGAUUUUAAUUCUUUCUUUCCAGGAUAGAAUUAUUGUUGAUGAAUUCAAGGAAAUACAGGUAAUUUUACUACAAGGUUCCAGUGCUCUGAUUGCUAGAUAAAUCCUGUACAAUUGCUCUGAGAUGUAUGGGAAUUUGCAAGGGAGAAGUUACUCCCAAGCACGAAUCAAGGUUUCACAACAUAUAUGUAUCUACCCUGUAUACAUUUCCAUCUGAUGAUAAUAUGUACAGUCAAUUCAGCUUGCCUUAGUCCAUUAAUGGUUUGUCAUCUUUGUGAUGUCACGGCUAGCCAUGGAUGCCUCUGCUGAGCUUAUAAUAACAAGUGUAAACAGUGCUAGAAUACACAUAACAUAUUUUUGUGAUUAUAAAUAAGAAUGUAGUUGAGAAAUAUGAAUCCUAACUUGGAACUCAAAUGUAUGGAUCAUUUAAUCAAGCAAUUCUAUUGUGUGUAAAUUCAGAUAUCUACAAAUGAUAUUUACCUUAUACAGUUCUUAUUGUGACGCAGAUUUUCAUGUAUUCAGAGGAUUGAAAUAAAAGCAUUUGAUUGUCGCUGU